Gastrolobium bilobum is the source of this 950-nucleotide messenger RNA. RefSeq names its product ubiquitin-conjugating enzyme E2 2-like. Bases 262 to 720 code for a protein of 152 amino acids. The transcript has 6 exons. Gene Ontology annotation, biological process: proteasome-mediated ubiquitin-dependent protein catabolic process; protein polyubiquitination; DNA repair. NCBI's taxonomy places the organism in Eukaryota, Viridiplantae, Streptophyta, Magnoliopsida, Fabales, Fabaceae. The record is from RefSeq and is a predicted model, not a curated record. Gene Ontology annotation, molecular function: ubiquitin conjugating enzyme activity.
AGAGAAAGAGUGUAUUAGGGAUUGGGACCGCUGAGCUGACCAUAUAUAAAAUAAUUGUAACAAAAGAAUCUUUCUCUCUCUCUCUCUCUAAGCAGCCGGUGGCCAUGGAAGCAUUUCUCUGACAAAGCUAAAUUCUCUGUUCACAUUCUUUUAUUUCCUUUUUGGGUUUUUCACUCUUCAUUUCAAGCUUCAAUCUUUUCUCUCUACUGUGUCUGCAUCUGCUCUCACACCCUUCUUCACUUACAAAUAUAGGUGGUGAGGAUGUCGACUCCUUCAAGGAAAAGACUGAUGAGAGAUUUUAAAAGGUUGCAACAAGAUCCACCUGCUGGCAUCAGUGGAGCUCCUCAAGACAACAAUAUUAUGCUUUGGAAUGCUGUUAUCUUUGGACCAGAUGACACCCCCUGGGAUGGAGGUACGUUUAAGUUGACACUUCAGUUCACAGAGGAUUAUCCUAAUAAACCACCUACAGUGCGCUUUGUUUCUCGAAUGUUUCAUCCAAACAUUUAUGCGGAUGGCAGUAUAUGCUUGGACAUUUUACAAAAUCAGUGGAGCCCAAUUUAUGAUGUAGCUGCAAUACUUACCUCAAUCCAGUCACUGUUGUGUGAUCCAAACCCAAAUUCUCCAGCAAAUUCUGAAGCUGCUCGGAUGUUCAGUGAGAACAAGCGUGAAUACAACAGAAGAGUACGUGAGAUAGUUGAGCAGAGUUGGACUGCUGAUUAAUCAUCAUAGAGCCACCCUGGCACUUUGUUGUCACAGUAUUUUAUUGAAUAAUCACCAGACUUGAAAACAACAUUUAUGUUUUUCUAGCCCCUUUGACAAUGUGCUUGCUCAAACUUUCUAUGAAUUUAUGUUCCGUCUUAUUUUGUCCAUGUGGUGCGCAUAUGUGUUUUUGUUUACUCAAACCAUCAUUUGUUUCAUCAUUAUAUAACAUAUGAUGACUUGUAGCUAAA